Messenger RNA from Zingiber officinale, 1557 nucleotides. Its product is annotated as beta-carotene hydroxylase 2, chloroplastic-like. Gene Ontology annotation, biological process: carotene metabolic process; xanthophyll biosynthetic process. The record is from RefSeq and is a predicted model, not a curated record. NCBI's taxonomy places the organism in Eukaryota, Viridiplantae, Streptophyta, Magnoliopsida, Zingiberales, Zingiberaceae. Gene Ontology annotation, molecular function: beta-carotene 3-hydroxylase activity; iron ion binding. The transcript is spliced from 6 exons. Gene Ontology annotation, cellular component: chloroplast. The coding region runs from base 574 to 1515 and encodes 313 amino acids.
UAGAUACUAAUUGUAUCAGUUGUGGGGUGGCAACUAGAGUACAUAUUACAAUAAAAGGUGUAGUCAUCAUCUUAACGACCCUCCGGCUCCACAUAAUCUAAAAAUAGAUAAAUAAUGGAGGUAUUUGUUCUACCAUAGUGACUUUCCAUAGAGAAAAUUAAACACCCAAGAAGAUAUUUUUUUUAUUUGUUGAGAAAUGAUUUUAAGAUCUAUUACAACAAAUAGUACUCAUGUAGAUAACAACUGGACUAAUUUAUGAUAACUAAUUAAAGUAUAUUGUAGCACAUGUUGUAAAAGGAGAAAUCUAUCACCCUGUCAUUGGAAGAAAGUAAAUUAGGUAUCAAAUAAGCCCGGUAUAAAAGGGUGUUUUUCAUCGUUUUAGAUUUAACCUUUACUUUAUGUUACAAAUCUAUCACAUAAUUACAGGCUCAGCUACCCUCUGAUGGUAAAUAUCAAUUGUUAUAGGAUAAAAAAAUCAAUCGUUCUUAGAAUAAUUCACGACAACGCCACUGUAUAAAUCAUCUAGGCAUUACUAAUAGUCCAAUUGCUUUGCCAUCCGAAAUAGGAGCAGCCAUGGCGGUCGUCGCUGCAAUCUCCUGCCGUUUGCCUCACGGAACCUCAAGCGAUUGCUUCUCUCUCUUCCACUCACUCCCUGUUCGGAUCCCCCGCGGCAGGGCUACCACGCGCCAGCCGUGCUGUCGGAGAGCGGCCGCCUCUGUCCGCUUUGUGCUCAGGGAGGUAGAGUGGAAGGAGGAGGAGAGUAAUGGGGGCCGCGUUUCUAUGGCCGAUGCUCUGAUUAAGGAAGAGGUGGAGGUGAAAGGAAAAGAGGAGCUGCGAAUCGCGUCUGACCAUCGGAUGGCGGAGAGAAAGGUGAGGAAAGAGGCGGGGCGGCGGACGUACCUAAUCGCGGCGGUGAUGUCCAGCCUCGCCAUCACCUCCAUGGCGGUCGCAGCCGUCUAUUACCGAUUCACCUGGCAAAUGGAGGGCGGCGAGGUCCCGGCGACGGAGAUGUUGGCGACGUUCGCUCUCUCCGUGGGCGCAGCGGUGGGAAUGGAGUUAUGGGCCCGUUGGGCGCACCGGGCGCUGUGGCACGCCUCUCUGUGGCACAUGCACGAGUCGCACCAUCGGCCGCGCGACGGCCCCUUCGAGCUCAACGACGUCUUCGCCAUCGUCAACGCCGUCCCUGCCAUCGCCCUCGCGGCCUACGGCUUCUUCAACCCCGGCCUCCUCCCCGGCCUCUGCUUCGGCGCCGGCCUCGGGAUUACGCUGUUCGGAAUGGCCUACAUGUUCGUCCACGACGGCCUGGUCCACCGAAGGUUCCCGGUGGGCCCCGUCGCCAGCAUACCCUACUUCCGCCGGGUCGCCGCCGCCCACCAGAUCCACCACAUGAACAAGUUCGAGGGGGUGCCUUACGGUCUGUUCUUGGGGCCUGAGGAGCUGGAUGAGGUGGGUGGCCUGGAGGAGCUGGAGAAGGAGAUCGCCAUGAGGAAUAAGCUCUACAGCAGCUCCAAUUGACCAACCUAAGCAGUGCAGUCGAGCUUGAUCUUGUUUUUUCUA